Molecule: messenger RNA, 1274 nt
Organism: Mauremys reevesii (Reeves's turtle)
Lineage: Eukaryota; Metazoa; Chordata; Testudines; Geoemydidae
Exons: 9
Coding region: 118-1248 (376 amino acids)
Source: RefSeq, a predicted model, not a curated record
GGGUCUGUGGCAACGGGGUUGGUUAAAGUGGAGCAAUCGCUUCCAGCACUGCCUGGUGCAGCUUCCUGAUUCUUUCUCUGCUUGGCUCCGCUGCCCUCCCAGGGGGCCGCAGACGGCAUGGAGGGGACGGGGAGACACCGCCUGUUGCAGACCCUGGCAGGGCUGGGGAAGGACGAGCUCCAGAGAUGGAAAGAGAAGCUGAGCAAAAUACCACUGAAGGAGGGAUACCAGCGCAUCCCCCAGGCCCUGCUGGAGAGAGCCGAUCCGGGGGCCCUGGCCGAGCUGCUGCUCAGCUACUACGGGGAGGAGUACGGGUUGCAGCUGGCUUUACUAGCACAGGCUUUAUGCAGUGCAGAACAAGCGGCAACAGAUGUCUCAAGCGCAGCUGGCUCUGAGGUCCUCGAUGAGCUGCUGAUGCGGAGUCUUUCAGAGUUUGAGUUGGACAAGGCAAAAUCCUUCCCCCGCCUGCCUCUGGCCCCACAGUGGCUCAGGAAGCUGACAGGAAAGAAGGGGAAGCAGCAUCAGCAGGGCCGGCUCCAGGCACCAGAAUACCGAGCACCUGCUUGGGGCGGUACCUUGGGAGGGGGCGGCACCCGGGGAUCCUUCAGUGAAGAGACUCGAUCCACCCCCAAGUCUAGUACAGGGACAGAGGCGGCAGGAGACCCCAUAAGGGAACAGGGCCCUGCCUCACAGCCCUCUAACACCAACGUGCUGCGGGAUAUGGGGUUGGUGGUGCCCGCGAGGAGCAGAUUUUCAGGACGCACAGUGAGGAUGAAGAGCAUCUUCCCCAGCAUGACUCUACCUACACCUCCGCAGUGGCUCAGGAAGCUGACGGGCAAGAAGGGGAAGCAGCGUCAGGCCGCCCCAGGCACCUUCCCCCAAGGCUCCGAGAGCACUGUGCAGCACCCGCAGGAGGAGUCUAUUUAUACCAGCAUGUCAGAGAGACCUGGGGCCGUGGGAAAAGUCACACAGAUGACAGGGAAGAAAAAGAAACCUGCUCCCCUUCAGCUGGAGGCACUCGGUGGGAGGUCAGGACGUGAAAGUCACGAGACAGAGUUUUGUGCUUUAAUCUUUGAUGAAACCCCAGCAUUGGCAUCAGCAGGAUUUUUCGAUGAAGAGGAUGAGACCCCCCCUAGUUCUGCGGCAGGGACAGCUGAAGCUGAAGGGAUCAUCUGCGAACAGACCCUGCUUCUCUCUGCUGGGGCUGCGGCUGGGGCUGCCGGAUCUUCCAGAAGAAAUACACCCUGAGACUGUUCGGGGCCCAGAUGGGAAGC